AGGAGUCAGCGGAGUCCUGGAUCGUGGACAUGUUUGGGGCCGCGAAGAAAUGUGGAACUCAACGCAAGAAAAAGGCUGUGACCCCCAAGGACAUCACGGUAGCCAGACAGCUGAAAGGAUUGAAGUAACCAAAGGAACGCAACCAAGAGCGACGCAAUACCUUGUGACGUCACGGUACACGUCUUUGGUACAUCGGCAAAGGUCUACUCCAGCCCCUCAUCAGCCCCCCCCCCCAACCCUCUCCAAACCCCCUCGUAAGGCUAUUAGUUCUGAGGUGUUUCCAUUUAUGCUUGUAUAGAGGGGAUAUAAUGAUGUUGAUUCAACAGAGAUUUAGACAAAGCCACACCAUCGUCUUUCCCCUUAUUCCUUAUUAAGAAUAGGUGUUGUACAAGUCGCAACUACAGUUUGCAUACAAAACAACAACAACAACAAAACCAAACAAACCUAAACCCCCCCCCAAAAAAAAAAGCUAAAUAAAACAACUAAAAAAACAUAAAAAGUGGCAGUGAACCAGUUUGGGAGAAUAUAGGCGGAUAAUAUCAUAAUAUUUUAUGCGCCCACACAGCAGUGGAUAUGUUAAAAUAAGCUAAAAUAUAAUCAUAAGCGCACGAGGCCAUGGUCACCCCCUAUAUAUUGGUCUCUGUGGAGACCCAGGGUGUGCUUAGUUGGUCAACCUAUUUCGGAAAGGAGGGCUGGAGUAGACCUAUACGGGUAAACCGGGGGUUUGUAUUUU
This is a messenger RNA of Aplysia californica (California sea hare), 733 nucleotides long. RefSeq names its product histone H3.3. NCBI's taxonomy places the organism in Eukaryota, Metazoa, Mollusca, Gastropoda, Aplysiida, Aplysiidae. Gene Ontology annotation, cellular component: nucleosome. Gene Ontology annotation, molecular function: structural constituent of chromatin; protein heterodimerization activity; DNA binding. The record is from RefSeq and is a predicted model, not a curated record.